UCUAAGCGCUUCUUCCGGGUGGGGCCCCGGGCCGAGGCUAUGGCGCCCUGGGCGCUCCUCAGCCCUGGGGUCCUGGUGCGGACCGGGCACACUGUGCUGACCUGGGGGAUCACGCUGGUGCUCUUCCUGCACGACACCGCGCUGCGGCAGUGGGAAGAACAGGGGGAGCUGCUCCUGCCCCUCACCUUCCUGCUCCUCGUGCUGGGCUCCCUGCUGCUCUACCUGGCCGUGUCACUCAUGGACCCCGGCUACGUGAACGUCCAGCCCCAGCCCCAGGAGGAGGCCAAGGAGGAGCAGACAGCCAUGGUCCUUCAGGUCGUGCCCCUCCGACGCUGCAGAUACUGCAUGGUGCUGCAGCCCCUGCGGGCCCGACACUGCAGGGAGUGCCGUCGCUGCGUCCGCCGCUACGACCACCACUGCCCGUGGAUGGAGAACUGCGUGGGGGAGCGCAACCACCCGCUCUUCGUGGCCUACCUGGCGCUGCAGCUGGUGGUGCUUGUGUGGGGCCUGUACCUGGCAUGGUCCGGCCUCCGGUUCUUCCAGCCCUGGGGCCUGUGGCUGCGGUCCAGCGGGCUCCUGUUCGCCACCUUCCUGCUGCUCUCCCUCCUCUCCGUGGUGGCUGGCCUGCUCCUGGUCUCACACCUCUACCUGGUGGCCACCAACACCACCACCUGGGAGUUCGUCUCCUCGCACCGCAUUGCCUACCUCCGCCAGCGCCCCGGCAACCCCUUCGACCACGGCCUGACCCGCAACCUUGCCCACUUCUUCUGUGGAUGGCCCUCGGGGUCCUGGGAGGCCCUCUGGGCCGAGGAGGAGGAGGAGGAGGAGGAGGGUGAGGGCAGCAGCCAGGCUGUUUAGGGCCGCAGGAGGCAGAGCCACCAUCUUGUGCCUGAAAACCAGAGGGCUGACCCCGAGCACCCGGGGCUCCUCACCCCGGCCCUGGCCUCCAGCCUCAGAGCAGAGUGAACAAACGGCAAACCCCGCCUGUGGGGGGCGCUGUGCCUCCAGAGGGGGAAGGGGAGGAGGAGGGGGGCCUGUGUGGGGCCAGGGCACCAACGCCAGGCUUCCGAGAGCUCCCCCGCCACCGACCCCUGAGCCAGAAUGUCUCCAGCGUGCAGUUUUAUACAUUUAAUAAUCCAUUAACAAGUCAAGUAUUAAAAAAAAACAAACCAAA
Messenger RNA from Phyllostomus hastatus (greater spear-nosed bat), 1174 nucleotides. It is a transcript of the gene ZDHHC12, whose product is annotated as zinc finger DHHC-type palmitoyltransferase 12. Gene Ontology annotation, biological process: protein targeting to membrane; peptidyl-L-cysteine S-palmitoylation. Lineage: Eukaryota; Metazoa; Chordata; Mammalia; Chiroptera; Phyllostomidae. The transcript has 5 exons. The coding region runs from base 40 to 858 and encodes 272 amino acids. Gene Ontology annotation, cellular component: Golgi apparatus; endoplasmic reticulum. The record is from RefSeq and is a predicted model, not a curated record. Gene Ontology annotation, molecular function: protein-cysteine S-palmitoyltransferase activity.